AGCAUGUAGAACUCUUCACCUGAGGACCUCUGAGCAAAUCAGAACCACCUCUAACAACAGCGUCUGACAGUGAUGAAGUGCAACCAUCUCUUCUCGUGGGCAUUUGUGCUCAUGGCCUCUGGCCCACUGCUGGCCCACCCCAUCACAGAAUCUGCUGAGAUGCCCUAUCCAGGACCUGUAUCAGUGGAGGACCGAGGAAUGGACACGCUGGACGAUCUGUCUCUUUCUGAGCAAACCUUCCCUCCACAGGAUGCUGCUGGUCUCAGAUAUUCUACGCUGAUAUCUGGAGAGAUUAACAGAAAUGGUGUCAGACAAACAAGUCUGCUACCAAGGGGGAUCAAAAGAGAGGUGUUGCUGGAGAAACAAAGUCUUCUAAAUCCUUUCAGUCACAUGUUGGGCAUCCGGAAACAAUUCAGGAAGAGAACGGGGAAUUCAGAGUGUUUCUGGAAGUACUGUGUCUGA
Messenger RNA from Melanotaenia boesemani (Boeseman's rainbowfish), 462 nucleotides. Its product is annotated as urotensin-2-like. Gene Ontology annotation, cellular component: extracellular region. The transcript is spliced from 4 exons. NCBI's taxonomy places the organism in Eukaryota, Metazoa, Chordata, Actinopteri, Atheriniformes, Melanotaeniidae. Gene Ontology annotation, molecular function: hormone activity. Gene Ontology annotation, biological process: regulation of blood pressure; blood vessel diameter maintenance. The record is from RefSeq and is a predicted model, not a curated record. The coding region runs from base 73 to 462 and encodes 129 amino acids.